UACGUCGUCCCGUAGAGACCAACGCAGAAUCUGGCACUGGUAAAUAUGGAUGUCUGUAUCGUUGCCAUGGUAAUAUUGGUUGUUCUAAUUAUACUGAAAUUAAUUGAGAUCAGUUUCAGAAGGUCAUACAUCGAUGACAUCACAAAGGACAAGUAUGUCUUGAUAACCGGCUGUGACACAGGUUUUGGAAAUGAGCUCGCCAAGCAAUUGGACCUCAAAGGUGUGAAUGUGAUAGCUACCUGUUUAACAGAGAAAGGUCGUCGAGAUAUUGAGCAGACUUCUUCUGGUCGGGUCAUGACAUUACUACUGGAUGUUACAAAACAUGAAAGCAUCAUCAAUGCAUAUGGACGAGUGAAGAGCAUUAUUCCGAAUCAAUCAGCACUAUGGGGUGUGGUGAACAACGCUGGAAUAUCGGUCACUCCCGGUCAAUUUGAGUGGAGCAGGCGAGAUGACUACGAGAAAACCAUGGCCGUUAACUUCUUUGGCGCCGUCGACGUCACUCUGACGUUUCUACCACUUUUGAAGAAGAGCGGUGGUCGAUUGGUGAACGUCACCAGCUGUGCAGGACGCAUAGCGGCGGUGACAGGGGGCUAUUCUGAGUCCAAGUUUGCGUUAGAAGCUUUUUCAGAUAUCAUUCGGAGAGGACGUAAGCUAUUUGGAUACCAGUAUAGAGUCAGCAUCAUCGAGCCUGGUUUCUUUGCCACCAAACUCACAUCAAGGGAUUGUAUAACUCAAUCGGUAGAGGGCUCCUGGAAUAGACUGUCAAAUGAAGAGAAAGAAGAGUUUCCCGAAAGGAUCAUGCAUGAAUGUAUCGAAAGGAAAGUCAAUGCCAUGGAUUAUCUCGCAUCGAAUGAUACCAGUCAGGUCACCAAUGCCAUGGAGCACGCCCUCUUUGCCAAGUGGCCAAAAUCCAGAUACAGUGUAGGCUGGGAUGCCAAACUUCUCUGGAUUCCGUUGUCUUACAUGCCAUCGUGUAUUGCGGAUACUCUGUUAAAGUGGUAAAUAAUUUACAUGCCGACCAAUAUCAAUUGUGCAAGCAUCGUACAAUCUUUUUGUGUGCAUCCUGUGUUAGAGCGACAGAAAUGUAUCAGCUAAACUACAUUUGUUUAUAAAAGUUAGAAGAAAAAAAACAAAUCGAUAUUUUGUUUCGGGCAUUCGAUGAUAUUUGUUGGAGGGGCAAGUGUGUGUUGAAUUAGGAGGUUUCAGUAUAAUAGUAAUGGCUUGUUAAGAUGUUAAAUGUGAACUGUAUGUGCAUUUAUAUACAUUGUCAUAGUUUUAGCCAUAUGUUUAAAUUAAACAUACAAUUUAAAAAGAAAAUGUUAACAUAAACAGCAUUUUGCCUCUUAUGGUUGACCAUUUUCCAUAUAAAUUUGGAAUUAGGGGAUGAUUAUAAAUAAUUGAUAAUACAGAACCUUCGAUUCCCAAAAGCUUUUGAAAGAUAUUUGGGAUAUUACGACGAACUCUCACAUAAAUUUUCGAAAAAUAAAUCUGGCCCCUUAUUUUGCCAACCUCCCGUGCAGGGAUCAGCAGUAUGCAAGUAUCAAUAAUAACUCUAAUGGAGUCCGUUUGCGUUUAUAUAAACUAACCGUGAACGAAAAGUAAUAAGACCCCCGGUAAGACCCUCUCCAGUGACCCUCUGACUUAUUUAAAGAAAAGAUGCGUGGGCAGGGUUAGAUCCAUCUUGGAUUUCGAGGCUUAUCGAUUCAAAUUCUUCAGAAUUAGGGCUCCUGGACGAUGAUGAGUUCCCCAACUUACUUCCCUAUGCAUGCUAUGGGUGUAGAAAACUUUACU
This is a messenger RNA of Lytechinus variegatus (green sea urchin), 1791 nucleotides long. RefSeq names its product retinol dehydrogenase 16-like. NCBI's taxonomy places the organism in Eukaryota, Metazoa, Echinodermata, Echinoidea, Temnopleuroida, Toxopneustidae. The transcript is spliced from 6 exons. Bases 46 to 1002 code for a protein of 318 amino acids. The record is from RefSeq and is a predicted model, not a curated record.